AUGCUCAACGCGCCGCCAAGCGCGUUGUCGUCAACGAGGAGGAGAAAAAAGGAUGCCAACAAAACUCCUAGUCGACCUCGUCGUUGCGUGAUCACACCAUCAGGCUCGCUUCCAAGAAAAUGUGAUAAUGCGCAUCUCAAAGACUAUUUUGUCGCCUCAGCUUUUGCCGGCAUCGGAGGUAUGGACCGCGGUUUCCAGUUGGCUGGAUUUGAUGUCGUCGUGCAAAUAGAAAACAACAAGUGGUGUCUUGAAGUGUUACGUAAACAGUUCGGGAGUGGUAUUGAAAGAUAUACACCGGGGAAUAUCCGUGAUGUAAAACUGUUACCAGCGGGAGUGAAAGUACUCCUGGUGACGCCCCCGUGCGUCGAUUUGAGCUCUAUGAAUAUAUUCGGAGUUGGCAUUCACGGCAAGGAAACCGGGAAAAUACGAGAAGUUUUUAGAAUUCUGAAAGCGAUGAAGGAGAAAAACCAAUUCGUGCCAAUUGUCGUCAUAGAGAACGUUCUUAACAUACUGAGCGCAGAAGCGAUGAAGUAUUUAAUUGAAGCGUUUUCUGAAUUGGAGUACGAUUAUUUAGCGUGGAGAACGGUUGAUUUACUCGGCGCGUUGCCUCACAGUAGGAACCGCGUCAUUUUAGUCGCCACGCGAGACGGAAUAAAUCCUCACGAUAUUUUAUUCGAAGCGAAUCCCGAGUGCGAGUGCGAAAAAGUGCGAACGGGCGAAGAAAAAAUUGGAAACGAAUAUUCAUCUUCUUCAGCUGUGUGUGCGUUGUGUCAAAAUUCACCGGACGCGCCGACAAUCCAAGAGGUUGCAGUGAUCGUGAAUACGAGUCAAAUAAACCAGGCGCCGAGCUAUCAUAAAAACCCGUGUCUGUUGACGAGUAGCAAGUCGACGUACGUCUGUGAAUUUCGCCGUAAAAAUUCAAAGAAACGAAAAUUUGAAGAUAUAAGAGAAGACAACGGAAAUAACGACGACGCCGAUGAUGAUGAAGAAGAAAAUCCGUUUCCUUGCUAUAAACUCGAUAUCCGUGAUAUUGAGCGCUUGAUGGGAUUUCCAGAAGAUUAUACGAAGAUUUCUUCUGCUUCAGAAAAUGAUUGCAAUCGUCGCGUGAAGCUCUUGGCAAACGCAAUCGCGGUGAAUCAUUCAGAGUGGAUCGCGCAGUCUUGUUCGAACGCGAUCCGUAACAAGGUUGCAAUCGACGACGAGGAAGAGAAAAAUGGCUGCACACCUUCUUUUCUCUCAACACGAAAGAUAAUCGAAGAAAAAUUCACCGUACUACGACGGAAGAACGGCGAGACGAUUCGAAUUAGUAGUCUUUACGACAAAGACAAAAAUUUUCCGGAGUGCGGGUUAAUUGAUUUAAAAUCCAACUCGGACGAAAUUUUAAUCCCAAAAGGUGAUAUUCACAGGUAUCCCGUCUUGAACACGUACGUUCCAUUGCCUAUAUUUUUAAAAUACAAAAACACUCAAAUUGGAGACAAAAACAAAAGGGUUCGUUUGUUCAAGUACGCGGAACGUUUGCUUCAACACUGGGCCGCGCUUGAAUAUUGGAUACUCGUCGCUUUGGUACGAGACGAUGCACAGCGCAGAGGGCUUCUCCGACGAUUUGGUGAUAAAGUCGUUUUGAAUGAUGACAAUAUUGAUAUCUUAGAAGUUGCUGAUUUCGAAGAAUCGGUGGCGUCGUUUUGCGAGAAAAAAGGCGAUGUAAAAUUUAUUUCUGGAAACGAAAAGUAUGCUGCUGACUUUUUAGACGUCGACGCGCUCGCGAAUAAAAUUAGGGAAAAGAAUACAAUCGCGAGCGACGCACUGCGUGGUGGGAAAUUAGUUCUCGUGGAUGGAAACGUGGCGGAAAAAAAUAAAGGUAACGACCUAUGUGCGCGUUGGCCGGCGGUUGCACUCACCUUUCCAGAGGACGCCGAGACGAUUAAAGCGACGAUGAAAAAAUUCGGCCGCUUUGGUAAAACGUUUUCCAGCAUCGUAUCGACGCGUGAAGUUUUUGUUUGCUAUUUCAACAGAAAUAAACGUCGAUGCGAGUGGGUUCACGAAAAUAAAGUGUCUGAUAUCUUCAGCGAAGUGAUCGAGGACGAGCUUGAGACGAAGAAGAGGAGAAGAGAGACUUUUGGUGAAGAUGAAGAAAGAAAAAAAGCUUUCGAGGGUGCCAAUCUUUGUCGGCGAGAAAUGGAAAAAAUAAUAAAAAAUGGAAAGAAUACUCGCGACGAUGCCGAUGAUACUGAAGACGGUGACGAUAAUAAUAAUAAUAAUAAUAAUAAAAACAAAAACGACACGCUUUGUAACUCGAUGAAAGGUGACGGUGCAGUUGGCAUGCGCGUUGACGUGUUUUGGCCAAAGGAAAAGAAGUAUUAUCGGGGCAUCGUGAAUUCGUUUGACGCAGACUCUCAGAGGCACCACGUAAUUUACGACGACGGUGACGAGGAAAAAGCUUUGAAUUUUGAAAAAGAAAAAAUCCUCCUACCUCUUUGGGGCAUAUCGAAAAAAAUAAAGUUAGACAGACGCGGAGGAUAUAAAAGAGCUCACCCUAAUUGA
This is a messenger RNA of Bathycoccus prasinos, 2541 nucleotides long. RefSeq names its product methyltransferase. The coding region runs from base 1 to 2541 and encodes 846 amino acids. Gene Ontology annotation, molecular function: methyltransferase activity. The record is from RefSeq and is a predicted model, not a curated record. Lineage: Eukaryota; Viridiplantae; Chlorophyta; Mamiellophyceae; Mamiellales; Bathycoccaceae. The transcript has a single exon.